This is a messenger RNA of Anastrepha ludens (Mexican fruit fly), 2849 nucleotides long. RefSeq names its product diuretic hormone class 2 (gene Dh31). Gene Ontology annotation, biological process: body fluid secretion. The record is from RefSeq and is a predicted model, not a curated record. Bases 374 to 718 code for a protein of 114 amino acids. Gene Ontology annotation, molecular function: G protein-coupled receptor binding; diuretic hormone activity. The transcript is spliced from 4 exons. NCBI's taxonomy places the organism in Eukaryota, Metazoa, Arthropoda, Insecta, Diptera, Tephritidae.
UUUAUAACGGUGCACUCCACUAGCAGCACUCUAAGCGCAGUGUGACCAGUGAGCACUGAGCACUUGAGCAAAUUCAAAUAUUUGCUUGUUUGGCAACAGUUGCAUUUCAAAUUAACAGAGUGUUUUGAAUUUAGCGAUUCGCUUCGAGUGAAAAGUGUUUGUGAAAGAAGCAAUUCUUGGCAGCGAAAAUUGAGAACAAACCUUAAUAAGUGAAGCUAAUAUUUUUGGAACGCUUACUAUUUUGGAAAAAAGCUAACAAAGUGUAAAGUGUGUGAUUUUUUAGAAAAAAGCGUACGUACUUUUGAGUGAAUCUCAAAAAGCAGUAAAUUUCUGAAAUCAAAAAAAGCUCCAAGCCUUCUAAGCAAAAUUCGCAAUGAUGUCAAAUAAGGUAUUCUGUUGUACUUUGGCCUUUGCCGCUGCUUGUUUGGCGGUGUGCCUGUCGACGUCGGAAGCAGCGCCAUUUCCCAGGUAUCAGAACAAUGGCUACUACAACGAGCUGGAGGAAGUGCCCGAUGACAUUUUAAUGGAAUUGAUGGCCCGUUUUGGACAAACUAUUAUGAGAGCACGCAACGAUCUGGAAAACUCUAAGCGCACUGUGGACUUUGGGUUGGCGCGUGGCUAUUCGGGCACACAGGAGGCGAAACAUCGCAUGGGCCUCGCCGCUGCCAACUUCCCUGGCGGCCCAGGCAGGAGGCGACGUUCGGAAACUGAGGCUUAAAGUGUUCACACAUCGACCAGCGAUAAGCAGCGAUUGGAUGCCAACCAAUUUCCUGAUUAGACAAUUUUUUGAAUUUACGCCCGGAUUUAUUAGAGAGCUCUAGAAGAAUUUGUUGAUUAUUAAAUACAUACAUCCAGCAUACAUACAUAGAAACAUAUGUGCUACAGAACCCGUUGGACCCUCAAGUACGACGGUGUGAAUAUUUUUCCAUUAGCCUAUAUGUAUUGAGUACAAAAACAAAAAUAAAAAAAACAUGUAUUUCUUUACAACGUACACACAACAGACAGGUAUAUUUAUACUACAUACACAUAUUUAUAAAUAUAUAUUAACGAAGCAAAAAUGUGAAAAGUAUUUAACUUCAAUUUAUUAUAACAAAAGAAAAACUUAAUUAAAUAAACUAAUUGAAAACUAUGCGUGUUGAACACAAAACUUAUAAGCAGAAAAAAUAUAUAUAUAUAUGUAUAAGUAUAUUCACAAACUGUUGCUCCAAAAGUUUUUAAAUAAAAGUUAAACGAACUCCGAUGUUGGCUUUGUUUUUCCAGCUAUUUAUAAGGAAAUGUGCACAAAAAAAUGCUUAAAAUGCAUAGAAAAUUUUAAAAAUUAAGAAGGAGUAGUCGCGAUUAGAGCGCAAGCGCAGAGGAAUGAGUAAGAAAAAGAAGAAGAAGAAGAACACUUGUAAAAUAAAUUCAAAUUAAACUGAAGUUGAUGAUUGCAAACAAAGAAAAUCUUUAAGUAGGUAUGUAGGUUAAGCGCCAACAACAACAAAAACAACAUGCAUACACCAACGCUACUACAUAACUCACACAGCUAUAAGCAACAAACAACAAGAAGCAACCAACAACAACACCAACACCAAGCAAAACAAAACUCCAUUGGCAACGCCACCAAAGCCACCACCAACAUACAACUAGAAAAAUUCACAUUCACAUGCUUUGAGGCCCCCGAAAGAAAGUGAAAAUUUUGGAAUUUUACUUAAUUAUGUUAACUGUAAUAUAUCUCAUACUAGCAUGCACACACAUAUAACUUUACAUAAAUAAAGAAAAAAAACUUUAUGAAAAAUAAAAUUGAAAUUAAAACGAAAUAUGAAUGUAUAUGUACGUACUUAUUUAAUAUAUGUAUAUGUGAUGAGUGACGAAAUAUAUAGAACAGUUAUAAAAAAGUAAAAUGAUUAAAUUGUACUGAGUAUAAGCAUUUGAAAUUAAAGAUGUUUGUAGAAAUAAAUACGAAAUUAAUAUUUAUUUAAUAUUUACAAAUAAAUAAAUAUAUAUACAUAUAUAUACUAAGCAUACUUGGCUUAUGUCUGCAUAUUUGUAUUUAAGGUACUUUUGUUAUGAGUUUCAAAGUUAACCUGUGUGCUCCGCUACGUCUAUAAAUCUCAUACUUCCUACAUAAAUCUCCUACUUCACAUAUGUAUGUAUGUAUCUUCGCUCCUCUAAUUGCCUAUCAUCUUCUCAUUCCCUCGCUCGCUCCCUCUCUUACUUACUGCCAACCUCCAAUUCUCUCAAGCUCAUAUACUAAUUUAACAUAUUAAUACACUUCCAAAUGCAUGUAUGGACACAAAUAACCUUCAACCUCCAACUCUCUCAAGUUCUUUCAUAAACUUAACAUAUUAAUACAUUUCCAAAUUUAUAUAUGGAUAAGUAACAUAUAUACACCUUGACACCCUCAAACAUGCUUCCAAUAUCCUAUACAUAUGCCUACUAUUCUCAAAACGCCAACAAAAAACACCAAAAGCACCACCAAUCAUCUAAACAGUGUAACACUAAAUGAUCACCAAAGCUACUGGAUAUGUAGGGAAACGAGCUGUUAAGCUGAGCAGAGAGAGUAGAGGCAAUAAUUGCCCUUGCACUCUGAUUUUAAGUACCCGCUAAAUGCUUACAUUUAAAGUCCCUUUUCUCACUCACUAAAAAUUCCCUUACUCAGUUAAUUGUAAAUACACAUACAUAACUAGUACAUACAUAAGCACGUAAAAAAGUGUUGUAUUAUCUCACAUGCCAUGCCGUAAAUGUUUAACAAAUUACCUACCUAUAUACAAAAUUAGACGUUUACAACAUUACAAUCUGAAAAUUCCAAAAACAAAAUAAACAAAAAUUGAAGAGAAGUCAUAAAAAUAAAAACAAAGUUAUGCUUU